Messenger RNA from Cucurbita moschata (crookneck pumpkin), 870 nucleotides. RefSeq names its product reticulon-like protein B22. The record is from RefSeq and is a predicted model, not a curated record. Bases 53 to 616 code for a protein of 187 amino acids. The transcript is spliced from 4 exons. NCBI's taxonomy places the organism in Eukaryota, Viridiplantae, Streptophyta, Magnoliopsida, Cucurbitales, Cucurbitaceae.
GUUACCGGUUGACGAAUAGUAUUUUGAAUCGGCAAUUCACUGAGGGUUGACGAUGAACCAAAUUGAGGGGAGGAGCGAGAGCUUGAAGGACGCAGAAAUGGCGAAUCGCUCCAUCAGCUGCAAGACAGAAGUAGGCAAACCCCUUGUAGCUCUGAUUUGCGGUUCAUUGGUUUAUUACCAUUGCGCUUAUCGAAAUUCCAGUCUCCUCUCCCUCGUCGCGGAUGUUUUCAUCGUUCUCCUUUGCUCUCUCGCCAUUCUCGGCCUUCUCUUCCGCCAUAUGAAUGUCUCUGUACCUGUGGAUCCACUUGAGUGGCAAAUUUCGCAGGAUACUGCUAAUAGUAUGAUAGCUUGGUUAGCCAAUACCAUAGGUGCGGCUGAGUCUGUACUGAGAGUCGCAGCAACAGGGCAUGACAAGAGGCUUUUUGUGAAGGUCAUUGUCAGUCUUUACGCUCUCUCAGUCCUUGGAAGACUGGUUUCAGGUGUUACGGUUGCCUACACUGGUUUAUGCAUGUUGUGUAUAUACAUGGUGUUGGAGAAUUCUGAAUCGAUCAGUGCUUUUAUUUCUCCUUUUCUUAGGAGAGGAAACGACCCUAUUUCACACCAAGAUUCCAUCUAAUCUUCACUGGCUGUAACCCCGUUCUGUCACUGUAGAUAGAUACAUCUUGUGAAUAUUACCGUUAACAGAAUCAGACAGUCAUUAUAUGAUGGUUGUUUAGGUGGAGUAAUAAAUUUAUUUGAUGGGGGAAAAAAAAAAAAAAUUCCUGAGUUCAUUAUUGAUAUUGAUUACUGUUCAUCAUUAUGAGUAUCGGUUGUUUUCUGUGAAGUUGAGUGGUGUGAAAAAGAAAAUAUUUGGCAGGAUUGUCAUUUGGG